AGGGUCCAGGUGCUGUGCCAGGACAUGCCACCCUUCUGGUGUCUCAUCUUUCUUGGGGGCCUCCUGCCACCUUCCCAGGGCCUCCUCAACCUGCUGAACCCAGCACAGCUCAGCAGUGGCCUGCUUGGCUCUGGUCUCAUCGGUGGAAAAAGUGGUUUGCCUGGCACAGGUGAAGGCGGGCUGCUUGGCACUGGCCUCCUGGGCAAAGGAAGUCCAAGUGGAGCAGAGAGUGGAGGUGCCCUUGGUGCAGGAGGACAACCUGGCAGCAACGGGCUGCUUGGCACAGGCAUCCUUGGUGGGGAAGGACUUGGAACUGGAAUCCUUAGUGGGAAAGGACUUGGAGCAGGAAUCCUUGGUGGGAAAGGACUUGGAACUGGCCUCCUUGGUGGAGAAGGACUUGGAACAGGCCUCCUUGGUGGGGAAGGACUUGGCAGCAGUCUCCUCAGCAAUGGUCUCCUCGGCAAUGGCCUCCUUGGCAAUAACAGCCUUCUUGGAGAGACAGGUCUGCUUGGCACAGGGCUGCUUGGGAAAGGAGGCCUCCUAAGCAAUGGAAGUCUGCUAGGACUGGAUGGUCUUCUUGGUGAAGCAGGAGGACUCCUGGGUGGAGCAGGAGGACUCCUGGGUGGAGCAGGAGGGCUGCUGGGCGCAGGAGGGCUGCUGGGUGGAGGAGCCUCCCAGAAGAUGACACGCUAUGCCUGGUUGAAGGUGCUGAACCUCGAGAACGCCCGAGUGUCAUGGAAGGUCCUUCAUGGGACUGAGCUGGUGCUGAACCUGUACUCGAAGCUGGUGCUCCGCUUUCCAGGGAUUUUUCAGUUUCUGAGUGGAUCCUCAGUAGAAGCAAACAUCACAUCACACAUUGCUGUGACUCAGGACACCCCUGGUGACCUCAAGCUGGUGCUUAAGGAUUGCAACAACCUCCUUGGCGGCUUCAGCGUCAGCCUGCAGAAGGGCCUCCUCACCAAUCUGGUGAGCAGCUUGCUGAACAAGUCUCUUAAGUCCCUUGUCCCUGCACUGCUCUGCCCGUUAGUGAACAUCUGGGUCAGCAUCAUCAACAUUAAUCUGCAAUUCCUCAACCGUGUCAUCUCCUUUGGGCUUCUGGGGAAAAUCUACUCUGCCCUCUCCAAACUGCCAGUGACAGCUGGGCACUACGUGGAGCUGGAUCUGCAGAAUUCCCCAUUCCCAAGCACCUUCAUCGACUGGCUCCUUCAGACCGCAGGUGUCGAUCCCGGGAUCAAUCCAUAGCUGCAGGACUGGCAGCACCCUGGGGUGCCCCUGCAGGCGAUUCUCAAGGAGGAGGAGGGAAGGGAGGAAAAUGACUCAGUAGGUGGAGAAUAGAUAUGAAAAUGGAGAAACCCAACCAAGAAAAGACUCUUUCUUCUGCUCUACCUUUCAGCCUUCUCAGAUUUUGGUGUCUCUGUCCAGCCUAGAGUUAUCUGUGCCAAUCAUAACCUGUGCCAAUUGAUAAUGGUGAGCUAUGCUGUUAAUUAGCCAUAUUGAUAAUUAGUUAUGUCAAUGAUCAGCCAUGUUGAUGACACUGUGACUGUGGAGGCAGGAGGCUCAGGUCUUGCCUGUGUCUCUCCUGGCUGUCGUGGCCACAAACCACUUGUUAUGGCACUCACUGAUGAAGGGAUGACCUUGAUCUCUGGUUUUUCCUCACACUCACCCCAGCUUCCCUUGGGCUGGGGUUUAGGCCAGGUAAUGGCUCAGCACAGAGGGGACAUUCCAGGUGCUGGAUGCAGUCAGGCAGGGGUUUGGUCCCCUCAGAAAUUUAAUGAGUUUGCACCAACUGCACAAAUCCUUCUGAGAAGGGAAGAAAGGAAAGGGACGAAUUCAAUGAGCUGUAAACACUUUGUCUUUGCUCUCCUUCUGCUUCUUGAUUGGCUUACCAUUUCAAAAGGGAUUUUUGCUGUUUCCAGUGAUUUCGUACUGAAAAGGAGGCAAAAAAGCCCCCAGCCUAAUCCAGGCGCACACUCAGCUAUUUGUUCCCAAACAGCAACGCUUUGAACUGAUCAGAGUGAACGCUAUCCUGCCUUGUAAUCUCCAAGUGGAUUUGGAUGUGCUGCAUUGUGGGUGAGGUGGAUUUGAGGCAGAUUCACACCCUUCUGUUACUCCUUACAAUAAAAAUGAUUUUUCUUC
Molecule: messenger RNA, 2136 nt
Organism: Ficedula albicollis (Collared flycatcher)
Lineage: Eukaryota; Metazoa; Chordata; Aves; Passeriformes; Muscicapidae
Product: BPI fold-containing family B member 4-like
Exons: 12
Coding region: 25-1242 (405 amino acids)
Molecular function (GO): lipid binding
Source: RefSeq, a predicted model, not a curated record